AAUGCUCAGGGGAUGAGAGUUCAAGAAACUUUACAUCUUUAUGAAAAUGUGAACGCUGACUUUAUCCGAGCAAGACUGAAUAGAUAUCCAGUUGCUUUGAUAGUGCAGGUGGAUGUUAAGUUUCUAAAGCUUGGACAGGAGGGGGUUUAUCACUUGCCAAAGAAACAUCCCAUAACAAAAGACACUCGUUUACACUGUAUGCUUCUCAUUGGUUAUGGAGUAACCAAGGAAGGGAAGACUUUUUUCAUUGGGCAAAAUUCCUAUGGUAAAGGUUGGGGGUGCAAGGGUUAUGCGAUAAUCAUUAUCGAUAAGAAAUGCGAUAUCGUUUGCCAAAAAGACUAGGUUGUCUUUUCCAUCUUUUUUUCUUUUUCUUAAGGAUGCUGAACCUUUGAAUACUUGAGUCCAAGUCUCUGGUUUUUUGGUUUCUUCUGUUGUGAACAGAGAAACAUAACUAAACGUGAUUUGAAUUUGAAUGCCUUUGUAUGUAAUCUGCAGUACUUUGGUUUGCGAAACCUGAAAUUUUCGUUUGUUUUAUGCAAAUCUAAGAUUAUCAGACUUUGAAUUGUGAUUCUUGUCAUGACCUGCAGUAUUUUGGCUUGUAAUU
This is a messenger RNA of Arabidopsis lyrata subsp. lyrata, 604 nucleotides long. Its product is annotated as cathepsin Q. Gene Ontology annotation, molecular function: cysteine-type peptidase activity. The record is from RefSeq and is a predicted model, not a curated record. Lineage: Eukaryota; Viridiplantae; Streptophyta; Magnoliopsida; Brassicales; Brassicaceae. Bases 13 to 342 code for a protein of 109 amino acids. Gene Ontology annotation, biological process: proteolysis. The transcript is spliced from 2 exons.